UGUUGAGGGCCGGCUCGCUCGCCCGCCCGCCCGCCCGCCCGCCCGCCCGCCGCUCUCCUGAGGCGACCCUCGGCGCAGCGCCACCACGGAGGGCCCACGGCGGAGACGGAGGCGACGGAGGCGGCUCCGGAACCUCGAAGAGGACGGGCGGGCCGCCGUCAUGGAGUCCCCCGCGCAGCUGAAGGACCGCAUCCUGGAGAACAUCUCGCUCUCCGUCAAGAAGCUGCAGAGCUACUUUGCUGCCUGCGAGGAUGAGACCCCCGCCAUCCGAAACCACGACACGGUCCUGCAGCGUCUCUGCGAACACCUGGACGCCCUGCUUUACGGACUGCAAGACCUUCCUUCGGGCUACUGGGUCUUGGCGCUCCACUUCACCCGCCGAGAGGCCAUCGAACAGAUAGAAUUGCUGGAGCACGUGACCACCAAUUGGGGCGCAGUAAGCCGAGCGUGGCUGUACCUGGCCUUGAACGAGAACUCCCUGGAGAGCUACCUCCGCCUCUUCCAGGAGAACCUGCCUUUGCUGCAUAAGCAUUACGUCAAAAAUGCCCUGGUCUGCAGCCACGACCACCUGACCCUCUUCCUCACCCUGGUGGCGGGCCUGGAGUUUAUCCGAUUUGACCUGGACCUGGAUGCCCCUUACCUGGACUUGGCUCCCUACAUGCCAGAUUACUACAAGCCCCAGUACCUGCUGGAUUUUGAGGACCGGCUGCCCAGCUCCGUCCAUGGGUCCGACAGCCUCUCCCUCAACUCCUUCAACUCGGUGACAUCCACCAACUUGGAGUGGGACGACAGUGCCAUCGCCCCCUCCAGUGAGGAUUAUGAUUUUGGAGAAGUCUUCCCUGCAGUGCCGUCCAUGCCUACCACAGCAUGGGAAGAAGGAGACCUGACUGAUACGCUCUGUCCACGUUCUGUGGCCUCCGAGUUGAACAGCUGCCAGGCUUCCGCCAAGAGCCCCACCCAGCGCUACAACCCUUUUGACGGGAAGGUGGAAGCACCGUCAUCCGCUGAGAGCACCCCAGUGCACGCUGCCUCGCUGAAGGGCGGCUUCGCGCCUGAAGGCACCGAUCAGUCUGAGGGCGGCACAGAGCUGGAGGUCAUCAGGUUGGCUAAAAAGAAGAAAACAGGCAAGAAGAAGAUGAAAUCGGAGGAGGCCUCUGUCCCCUCCUUCCCUGCUCCUGCUGGAGACCAGGCGGUGGACCAGGAGGCCGGGCGGCCAUGGACCACCCCAGAGUCCAACCUGACAGUCAGCACCGAAGCACCGGCCCUCUGCCAGCUGGGGCUCCAGAUCCCCGAAAUGAAGGACACGGCUAUGGAACGGGUGGGGCAGGAACUCAGCAAGGUGAUCGACUCGCUGGAGGCGGCCGACGGGUGGAGCCGCCCCCUGGAUCCCCCCCAGUCCUUUCGGACCGACUUGCCAGGGGACCCCCCUUCGGAAGGGCCAUCCCUUGGCAGCUUUGGUCAGGGUCUGCCGGCCCCCAUGGACUUCUACCGCUUUACCGUUGAGAGUCCAAACACUCCUGCAACAGGUGGUGGCCACCAUGACUCUGCAGGGCAUGGUCAACCGGCACAUGUUUUUGGUAGCCCUGAAGCUCCUGAACAAGAGGAAGAAAGAGGGAGAGGGGAGGCUGCUGGGCCAGCCGUAGCCAGCUCGCCGGGAGAAGUGGUGGAGACGGCCAGUGCGGCGGCCCUCAGCAGGCUGAAGGAGGAUCGGGCGAGCCCUUCUCCAAGCAGCGCCGAGGACUCAGGGGUGGAGGAAGGGCAGGGCAGUCCGUCAGAGGCUGCCCAUCCCUCGGAGUUCAGGGUAGACAACAAUCACUUGCUUCUUUUGAUGAUCCACGUCUUUCGGAACGAGGAGCAGCUCUUCCGGAUGAUCCGCAUGAGCACCGGACAGGAAGGGACCCUCCAGCUCCUUUACUUGCUCCUGACCGACUGUUACAUGUACCUCAUCCGAAAAGGAGCUGCCGAGAAGCCUUACAUGGUGGAGGAGGCUGUGUCCUAUAAUGAGCUGGACUACAUCUCUGUGGGUCUGGAUCAGCAAACAGUGACUUUGGUCUGCACCAACCGCCGGAAGCAGUUCCUGCUGGACACGGCGGACGCUACCCUAACUGAGUAAGGGAUAGGCGGGCCGCGUCUC
This is a messenger RNA of Thamnophis elegans (Western terrestrial garter snake), 2134 nucleotides long. Its product is annotated as pleckstrin homology domain-containing family M member 2-like. Gene Ontology annotation, cellular component: endosome membrane. The record is from RefSeq and is a predicted model, not a curated record. Gene Ontology annotation, biological process: positive regulation of membrane tubulation; lysosome localization; Golgi organization. Gene Ontology annotation, molecular function: kinesin binding. Lineage: Eukaryota; Metazoa; Chordata; Lepidosauria; Squamata; Natricidae.